Molecule: messenger RNA, 1134 nt
Organism: Lottia gigantea (owl limpet)
Lineage: Eukaryota; Metazoa; Mollusca; Gastropoda; Lottiidae
Exons: 6
Coding region: 1-1134 (377 amino acids)
Source: RefSeq, a predicted model, not a curated record
AUGAUGAUCAAUGCUAAUUUGAUGUUGAUGGUGGUCUUGCUGUGGGCUGGAACAUUACCAGUGGCCAGUCCCAAGAAUUACCCCUUCAUGUUAAAAAGACAAACACCAGAUUGUGAGAAGUACGUUCUGCCAAUAAAUGCAAUGUGGGAACCGACAUGUGACGAAAAUAAACGAUUCAAAUGCAAAAAAGGGUAUGAAUUGAUAGUUCAGACCACCUGUAAAAACGGUGGUUGGACUUUGGAACCAACUUGUGAAGCUGCAGGGUGUCCACAAGGUGAGAUUAUCACUAACUCUGAUGUUGUAACAGAAUCCAGAACAUUAAAUGAAGAUUUCAGUUUUGACUGUUCAGUUGGCUUCACCCAGAAUGGUGUGACGGGUAUGCUGAGGUGUGAUGAAAAUGGUACCUGGAUAGAACAGAAAGCUUGUCAAGCUUUAGAGUGUCCACAAGGUGAGAUUAUCACUAACUCUGAUGAUGUAACAGAAUCCAGAACAUUUAAUGAAGAUUUCCGUUUUGAAUGUUCAGUUGGCUUCACUCAGAAUGGAGUGACGGGUAUUCUGAGGUGUGAUGAAAAUGGUACCUGGACAGAACAGAAAGCUUGUCAAGCUGUAGAGUGUCCACAAGGUGAGAAUAUCACUCUCUCUGAUGAUGUAACAGAAUCCAGUAUUGUUGGAGGACUUUUUAAUUUUAGCUGCUCAGUUGGCUUCGUUGAAACUGGUACUCUGAGGUGUGAAGAAAAUGGUACUUGGACAGAACAGAAAGCUUGUCAAGUGGUACGUAAAGCAGUAGUGAAUAAAGGUUUACCGAAAAUAACAUUUGCACGCAAUUGUAAAAGAGAUUGUGCUACAACACCCGGGUGUGGCUUUACUCUAUCAGUCAGUGGUAUAUGUAAAACAUAUAAAAAACCACUCAUCUACUUUCAUCGAUUCACUCAAGGUCUCUCCCAAUGCAUCCAAAAAUGUAAAGAUGAACCAAGUUGUUUGACAAUGUCAUACAGUGGGCCUCCUCUUUUUGUUUGCAAUUUAUACAAUGCUAACUUCACCACGUUACAGAAUACAGAUGGAUUGGAGGUUGUUAACAAUGGAAUUGGUACCGUUGUAGAGAAAUCUGGUUUUGAUUUCGUUAAUACACCAUAA